AUGUCCUCUGCCGCCUGUAUCUUCUGCAAAAUCAUCAAGGGUGAUAUCCCUUCCUUAAAGCUCUUCGAGAGUGAAAAGGUCUUUGCUUUCCUCGAUAUCCAGCCACUGAGCCGUGGCCAUGCGCUCGUCAUUCCCAAGUUCCACGGCGCUAAACUGACUGAUCUCCCCGACGAAGACCUGGUUGAGAUUCUGCCCGUUGCAAAGAAGAUUGCCAAGGCUAGUGGUGCCGUUGAUUUCAAUAUCCUGCAGAACAAUGGCCGGAUUGCGCACCAGGUUGUUGAUCAUGUUCACUUCCACAUGAUCCCAAAGCCCAACGAGGAGGAGGGUUUGGGCAUUGGCUGGCCCACCCAGGCAACAGAUAUGGACAAGCUCAAGGCUCUCCACGAGGAGAUCAAGUCGAAGAUGUAA
Molecule: messenger RNA, 408 nt
Organism: Penicillium canescens
Lineage: Eukaryota; Fungi; Ascomycota; Eurotiomycetes; Eurotiales; Aspergillaceae
Product: HIT family protein
Exons: 6
Coding region: 1-408 (135 amino acids)
Biological process (GO): nucleotide metabolic process
Molecular function (GO): catalytic activity
Source: RefSeq, a predicted model, not a curated record